AUGGCUGCCCAUCCGGCCGCAAAGGCCAUAAACACUCAAGAAAUCACCGACAAGGCUCGCAGAGAUUUUCUCCGUCUCCUGGAAGGUGUUCGGGGCAAGAAGAAUCUGGUCAUUGAAAAGUCCUUAGCUGGCACUAUCGGCCUGAUUGUCAAAUUCAGCACUCUCCAGGAGUAUGGCGUUGACAAGCUCUUCUUCUUGGAAAACCACAAUGUUGACUCCACACAACGAAACAUCAUUCUUAUGGUACGAGGCGAAGAUGCGAAGAAGAUCCGCAUGGUAGCAGAACAGAUCAAGCUCGUACGAAGCGAGAGCAAGAUCGACCACGACUUCUCCGUCAUCUGGGUGCCUCGCCGUACCCUUGUCAGCAACAUGAUCUUAGAAGAACAUGGAGUAUUGGGCGAAGCCAACAUAUCCGAGCUGGCUCUCAACUUCGUCCCACUGGAACAAGACUUGUUGUCACUGGAGUUGGAGGACUCAUUUGAAGACCUCUGUCUGAGAAAAGACCCCACCAGUAUAUUCGCGUCUGCCCAAGCUCUUAUGCUCUUACAAAAGCAAUAUGGCCUCUUCCCAAGGAUCUUAGGCAAAGGCGACAACGCAAAACGGCUGGCUGAUUUGCUACAGCGCAUGCGUAACGAGGAAGACGUCAGCACUGCGGCAGAUCCAAACAGCGUCCAUCUGACUUCGUUUGGUCUCACACCCAGCUCAUUGAUUGAGAACUUGAUCGUGAUCGACCGCGAUGUUGACUUUCCGACAGUACUGUCAACUCAGUUGACCUAUGAAGGUCUCCUGGAUGAAGUUUUCGGAAUUGCCAAUAACCACGCUGAAGUCGACUCGUCCGUGGUUGGUGCAGCACCCCAAUCACAGCAGCAGAAUGGCUCGACCACCACGCCGACUGCUGCCACUAAACGGAAGGUCCUGCUAGACGGCACAGACAAGCUAUACCCGGAGCUUCGAAACGCCAACUUUGCGACUGUCGGGCCAUCUCUCAAUCGUAUCGCGAGGAGGCUCGCUUCGGAUAAUGAGAGCAUGCACAACAAAGACCAGACAGUAGCAGAUCUCAAGAACAUUGUGCAGAAGCUGCCUUCAUACCAAGCAGAGUCAGCCAGCUUGAAGAUCCAAACAAGUCUUGCUGAAGAGAUCAUGAAAGCCACUCGCAGUGAGAGCUUCAGUCGGAUGUUGGAAGUUCAGCAGAAUCUAUUAGCAGGCACCGAUCCUGCCAGCCUGCAUGAGAACAUUGAGGAAUUGAUCGCUCGAGAUGCACCUUUGACCACUGUCCUGAGGUUACUAUGUCUCGAGAGUUGUCUAGCGAACGGCAUCCGCCAAAGAGACCUUGAUCAAUUCAAACGCCAGAUCUUGCAGGCUUACGGCUACCAGCAUGCCCUCACGCUCUCAGAUCUGGAUAAGAUGGGUCUUCUAUGCACACGAGAAAGCCAUCGAGGCUACCUCAACCCCAUCUCCAACACAGCCGGCCAAACCGCCACAGACUGGAACGCCGUACGGAAAUCGCUUCAACUUUGGAUCGACGAAGUACAAGAAGCCGAUCCAAACGAUGUAGCCUACGUCUUCAGCGGAUACGCACCUCUCAGCAUACGACUCGUCCAGGCGAUUCUCCAAAAGUCAUACCUGCAGCAGCUCGUCAACCCACGCAACGCUUCUUCAGCACCAGGAGGCACGGGUUGGAAGGGUUUCGAGGAUGCCGUGUCCCGCAUUCGAGGACCGAGUGUUGAUGUCACGCAAAAGGGCAGUGACGCGGAUGCUUCGAACGCGAGGAAGACGCUUCGAGGAAAUAAAGAGGGACCCAAAGUCAGCAUCGUCUUCUUCCUAGGUGGUGUGACGUAUGCAGAAGUCGCCGCGUUGAGGUUCAUCAGCAACCAGCUGGAGGCGAGCAGUGGACGGAAGCUGGUGAUCGGGACGACGUCAAUGUUGAAUGGCAAGAAGGCUGUCGAUGUAGCCAUCGAGCAGCGGGCAUUUGCUUCCUGA
Zasmidium cellare ATCC 36951 is the source of this 1980-nucleotide messenger RNA. RefSeq lists its product as uncharacterized. The record is from RefSeq and is a predicted model, not a curated record. NCBI's taxonomy places the organism in Eukaryota, Fungi, Ascomycota, Dothideomycetes, Mycosphaerellales, Mycosphaerellaceae. The transcript is spliced from 3 exons. Bases 1 to 1980 code for a protein of 659 amino acids. Gene Ontology annotation, biological process: vesicle-mediated transport; intracellular protein transport. Gene Ontology annotation, cellular component: fungal-type vacuole; CORVET complex.